This is a messenger RNA of Betta splendens (Siamese fighting fish), 2037 nucleotides long. Its product is annotated as cleavage and polyadenylation specificity factor subunit 7-like. NCBI's taxonomy places the organism in Eukaryota, Metazoa, Chordata, Actinopteri, Anabantiformes, Osphronemidae. The transcript is spliced from 9 exons. Gene Ontology annotation, molecular function: mRNA binding. The record is from RefSeq and is a predicted model, not a curated record. Gene Ontology annotation, biological process: mRNA alternative polyadenylation. Gene Ontology annotation, cellular component: mRNA cleavage and polyadenylation specificity factor complex. The coding region runs from base 359 to 1735 and encodes 458 amino acids.
CUAACCCAUAAUGGUCCUAAACUAUUCAGUGCAGUCAUAGACUGCAGAAAAGGAAAUAAAAUAACGUUAUUUUUUCACAGUUUUUAUUAAAAUUUGAUUUCUUAACGUAUGUCCGUUUAUGUUAUUCUCGGGUUCUCUUGUUUUGUUUUAGCUAGUUUGUUUUCGAGUGCUCGAACGGCACGUUAGCUAACCGUUAGGAACAAUUCGUUAGCUAAUGUCAACACAAAUUCUUCAAUUUUGACACUACAACGGUGUUUGUGUGCACUGUACAGUGUACAAGUGUAUUUGUAAACAAGUCCGAAAACAAGAUACUAAACCUGCUGCAGGAGCGUUGACAGUAUUAUCUGAGGCCCACGUGAUGGCUGGUGCAAGACCUGCUGCUGGACCGAGUUCCUCCAAGAACGAUCGCCUGAGUUUGUACAGUGACCUGAAUCCAAACGACGAGGAGUUUGACAGAAUUGCUGAAGCAAAUGAACUGUUUGAUGCUGUUCUGACUGGUUCAGUUGAUCAGGACAAGAAAGUUACUGCUAAUGUACUUCCCUCCACCGAGACACCAGCUAACGAGAAGCCUAAAUUAACAGCAGUAAAAGAUGAGAAAACAGGGAAUCCGGGGAGGAGAUUGUCCUUGUAUAUUGGAAAUUUCUCUUGGUGGACAUCUGACAUGGACCUUAUUAACAUGGCUCAAAGGUUGGGUGUGAAGGACAUCAAAGAAAUAAAAUUUGCAGAGAACAGAGUAAAUGGCCAAUCGAGAGGCUAUGCAGAAGUGGUGGUAAUGUCAGAAGAGUCGUUAAAAACAUUGUUGGAAAAAAUACCAAAAUGUCAACUUAAUGGAGGAAGAAUAGACUGUCGCUUUGCCACCCGCCAGAACCUCACUAUGUUUGAAGACAUAGCAAAUAAACGUAUACCCCUGCGUAACAAUUCUAAGGACUCUGAUUCUUCAGAGAAGAUUCCAUCAUUAUUGCCACAAGAGCCCAGCCCUCCCCCUUUACCUCCACUUUUUCCAUCACACCCACCUCCAAACAGUUUCCAGUCAUCACCAAACCCUUUUCUUAGCCACCUCACGGCUCCUUUCCCACAUAUGCCUCCGAACAUCCUACCACCACCACUACCACCUCCACCAUUCUUUCCUGCUCAACCACUACCUAUUCCGGGACAAGCAUCUUCCAAUUUUCAUGUAAAUCCAGCAUUUUUCACACCAGGGCAAGAUGGGCACAGCAGCAAAUCGUACAGUCAACAAAAAAACACAUCUCAAAGUACAGCUGGAGAUUUUGAAGAUCUAAUGAAUAGAAAUCGAGCUGUUGCCAGUAGUGCCAUCACCAAAGCAGUGUCUGGAGCAACAGCUGGAGACUUACGAGUAGCAAUGGAAACUCUAUUAACUGCCAUCGCCAUCAUUAAGCAGUCCAGGGUGUAUGGAGAUGAUCGCUGCCAAGCCCUGGUCACUUCACUCAAAGAUUGUUUAGUUUCUAUCCAAGGCAACUAUGGCUACAGGAGUAACAAUCGUUCUGGGGACAAAGAUCGUGAGAGAGAUCGUGACCGAGGUCGCGACCGAGGUCGGGACAGAGAGCGAGAACGUGAUAGAGAACGGGAUAGAGAACAUGACCGGGAAGAAUCUUCCAGCUGGGAGGGCACAGGCUCAUCUCGAAGGCACAGAGAGCAUUCUAGGAGUGGAGAGAGGGAUAAGGAACGCUCACGAGAACGAGAAAGGCACAGAGAUCACAGAGAUCGAUACCACUGACUCUGUAAGCAUUUCCCUAAAUACAGGUGCAGGGUUUUUAGGUGUGAAGCAAAGCAAAGAUACAGAACUGCACAAGUUAUAUAAAGUCUGGAGAAAUCCAAGGUGAGACUGAAGAUCUCUACAAGAGUAAAGCACCUUUUUGUUCUUCAGUCAUCUGUACUUACUUGGACUUCUACCUGUAUAAGGAAAAUGUGUUUGCAUGCUUGGAAACACCUCUGUAACGUAUGUAAUACAGUGCAUUGUUUUCAUUGUUUUUUUUUUCUAUUAAAUCUACAAAUUAAAAACAUUCCCUGACAAUGUAA